This is a messenger RNA of Zootermopsis nevadensis, 5517 nucleotides long. RefSeq names its product sodium-independent sulfate anion transporter. NCBI's taxonomy places the organism in Eukaryota, Metazoa, Arthropoda, Insecta, Blattodea, Termopsidae. The record is from RefSeq and is a predicted model, not a curated record. Gene Ontology annotation, biological process: transmembrane transport. Gene Ontology annotation, cellular component: membrane.
AUCAGGCAACCACAGGCAGUGGCACAUUUUUGCUGUGAAUUUACGCGUACUUAUCGUCAUGAGCGUACUGUAGAGUGAGUUAAAGGCAUUACGUUGUCUUAUCUUUACGCAUAAAAAGAAGAUUAUCGUUUUACAUUUAACUGUCUCUCAAGAAGAACUCUGCUCGAUGGAGUUUUCUACCGUAGCUAAGAUGAAUUUCAUAAAACUAACUCACCAGCCAAGUAGCUAACUGGCUCAAGAGUAAUUCUUCCUUGAAAAGUUUAUGGUUAUUCAGAUUCUCAUGAUACUCCAUGCUUUUGGCUAUUGAUAACUAUAUUCCCGUAAUGAUUUUACAUUUUGCGCCGGUAUAUUGGCUAUGUUGGUAUUAACUCUAUUGGAAGAUGGCGUGUUGUGAGAGCGCGGUUUUCAAGCUUCGUAUACAUACGGAUAUCUGGCGUUUCUCUUACGGUUUUAGUCAUAGGUUAUCAACACUGGCAGCUUACGAGUUCCGAUCGGUUUAUUGACACAGAUAUCCUGUGAUGAAGAAUUUGAAAGUGGCGCCUCAUAUGAAACUUCUAAAAACGUCGAACCACUCUGAAGAUGGCACCUGCAAUGUUUGUCGAUAAGCUGGGUAACUUUCAACCUUCGACGCGUCGCAUCCCGGAAAGCCAAGUCCGCUGAUAAUCAUCGGUUGGGCGAGCUCCGUGUUUGACGGCGUUCGGGUGACGAAACUGGAAUGUAGCUGUUAUGUUAUCGUCAUAUAAAUAAGUACAAUGUUUUUAAGACGUGCAGUGAGUUAAUAGUGUCUCAUUUAUAGAGUUCAUUCUGCAUAUCGUGCAUGGCUAAUAACAAACAAAUGCGAAAACAAGUGACAUGUAAAUAGUAACAAAAUGAAUGUGGAAGAGACCUCGGGUCGUGACUCUCGUGAAUAAUUUGAAUGCACUUUGAACAAAACCUGGUGAUGAAAUUCAGUACCUGUGUGUUACUGUAUGGAAGUACGAUCUUCUAAAUUUGUUUACAAACAAAUGUCUUCAGUUGCUUUCUAUUCUAGCAAUAACUAGAAAAGUUUUGAAACAGCUGAGUUCUUGGAGCCGAACUGACUGACAGUAAGGACCAAACGAAAGGCGUCUUUGAUGUCGAAGUCAUACAAAAUGAAAAACGAACUCAGAAGUGACAGCGAGGUAACCCUCACAAAUUAUAUGACCGGUAGUGGUGGGGCAGAUGACACUUCACCAGCUGAUGAUACUUCUUCAACGUCAACCCUGGACGUUAUCGGACUGACAAACCUCGCAAAUUCAGAUUUGAACCUUUCAAAUAAGAAUAAAAAAGUGCUUGUUCCGAACAAUACAACCAACGCACUCUUUAAUAAUAACAACAACAACAACCACACACACCAUCCUUUGCACCAGCUGCACCAUCUGCACCACCACCAUCUUCACAGGCCUUGUGACAGAGCCGUGUCGUGGAACGCUGUCAAUGGACAUUCUGCUUUAAGUAGCAGUUGUGACAGUAUAGCUGUUGCACUCCCAGAACUAGAGAAAUCUGGAACUGAUGAAGCUAGAUGCUCCAGAAGAGGACUCCAUCAUUCUGGUGUCGGAGCUGUCGCAGGUGGCGGCGAUGGGAGCAACGCAGGAGGUGGAGACGAUGGGAGUGGCAGCAGGUCGGCAGUCCACUGGGUGGCGAAGCGAGCGCGUCGUGGUUGUACUCGCAAACUUUUGCACAAAAGAGUUCCAAUCCUUAGCUGGCUUCCUCAGUACACUUCUCGUGCGGCCAUUUCGGACAUGGUGGCCGGAGUUACUGUCGGUCUCACGGUUAUACCCCAAGCUAUUGCCUAUGCCAAUGUCGCUGGAUUACCUCCACGGUAUGGACUGUAUUCCGCCUUUAUGGCCUGCUUUGUUUAUACCAUCUUUGGCUCCUGUAAGGAUUCUCCUGUGGGGCCCACAGCCAUUGCUGCCAUUCUGACACGAGAGAACCUCCAUGACCUGGGUCCGGAGUUUGCUGUUCUUCUCUGUUUUCUCUCAGGCUGUGUAGAAUUGGUAAUGGGAAUACUUCAGCUAGGAUUUCUAAUUGACUUCAUCUCAGGACCCGUAUCUGUUGGUUUUACAUCUGCAGCAGCCAUCAUUAUUGCUACAACACAAAUUAAAGAUGUUCUAGGCCUCAGUUUUCCUGGUAGCAAGUUCCUGGAUGUUUGGGAACAGUUGUUUGAGCAUAUCUCUGAAACACGGCUAUGGGACACUCUCCUUGGUUUUAUAUGUAUGGCAAUUUUGCUUCUUUUAAGGAAAGCAAAAGAUAUCCCUGUGGGUCCAGAAGGUACGAAGAUCCAAAAGGCUGUGAGUCAGUUCCUGUGGUUUAUCUCUACAGCACGGAACAUUCUCGUGGUGGUUGUCUGUGCUGUCAUGGCGUAUCUCUUUGAAGUCCAUGGCUCACAGCCGUUUGUACUUACUGGUGUUGUUAAGCCAGGACUUCCUCCAUUCCAUCCACCCCCAUUCUCAGCUCAGGUUGGCAACCACACAUACAACUUUCUAGAGAUGGUUUCUAAUCUUGGUUCUGCAACAUUCGUCGUCCCUUUGCUUGCAAUUCUGGAGAACAUUGCUCUUGCAAAAGUGUUCGCGGAAGGAAAGGCCAUAGAUGCAACCCAAGAGAUGCUUUCCAUAGGCAUGUGCAACAUUCUGUCUUCCUUUGUUAGUUCCAUGCCAGUGUCUGGCGCACUUUCUCGUGGAGCUGUAAACCAUGCCAGUGGUGUUGAAACAACAUUUGGUGGUGUCUACACUGGUAUCCUUGUGAUUCUGUCUCUUCAGUUCUUCACUCCAUACUUCUAUUAUAUUCCAAAGACAUCCCUGGCUGCAGUCAUCAUUGCUGCUGUGGUGUUUAUGGUUGAGUUUCAUGUUGUAAAACCAAUGUGGAGAACAAAAAAACUGGAUCUAAUCCCUGCAUUUGCCACAUUUUUAUCCUGCCUCUUCAUUCGCUUGGAACUUGGAAUUGUUAUUGGUAUAGGCAUUAAUGUUCUGUUCUUGCUAUAUGCUUCAGCACGACCAAGUGUUCGUGUAGAAAAGGCCUUAAGCUCAUCUGGUUGUGAAUAUCUGUUGAUCACGCCAGACAGAAGCCUCGUGUUCCCGUCUGUUGAAUAUGUGCGCAACGUAGUGUCAAAAGCAGGCAUGAAGCAAGGAUCUAGUUAUGUGCCAGUCGUGAUUGACAGCAGACACAUUCAAGGUGCAGACUUCACUGCUGCUAAGGGUAUCAAGUCUCUAAUUGAGGACUUUGUGAAGCGGAAUCAGCCCAUCUUAUUCUACAAUCUGAAACCCAGCAUAGUGGAGAUCUUCCAAGGCGUUCAACCUAAAGAUUUUAAAUACUGUAGAAAUGAGAGUGAGCUUAAUGAAUUGCUGAGGGGCAAACAGCGCCGUGCUACUGUGGCAUAAAGGUGCUGGUAAAGUAGUUAUUCAUAUUUUAUUUUGGACUUUUGCAUUCACCAUUUUGGAAUUUCCUAUGAUAUUUAAAUUAAAGAGGACACAGUGAUUGAAAACUUAGUAUUUAUAAAUGGCAGCACUGAUGAAACUGCUUAAGGGCAUAAUAAGGAUUCUUUUUUAUAGAUACUUAGAACAGUUAUUACAUGAUGUGGACUUUGGAAGUGAGCAUACUGCUUUCUGUAUUGAAGUUAAAAUACAACAUCUGAUAAACUCAGAUUUAAAUGAAGAAGGUAUAGGAGGAAUGUUGCAUCAUAUGAUUUAGCAUUGUUCUUGUAUAAAAUGUUCAGGCUCUUGUGUUACUCUAGAUAAAAUAAAUUCUUGCUAAUAUAACUUGACUUUGAACACAUCUUGUAGUAUAAAAGGCUGCUGGAACAGUAAUUACUGUUUUCAGUGAAAGUUCAAACAGCAUUAUUAUGUUUCAAGGGCUAUAAAAUAACUACAAUAAAUUCAGAAAUUCAAAUACGUAUUACAUAAUCCUGAGUUUUAUCUACCAUUAAUUAUAAUAUUAAUGUCACUGUUUAUAGUGUGAAUGAAGUGAUGUAAUUUAAAUGUGAAAUGACAAUGCAAAAGAAUAUAAUAGAGACAAUAAUUUGUAAGUGAUAUAUAUGUUAUUAUAGAAACUAUCGUGUCUUGGCAUGAAAUUACACAUGCUGUUUGCAUACUACAUUUUAAAUUUAUAUAAUAUUUACUAUGACAUUUAAAAUCUGAAGUAGACAAUAGUCGAGAAUGCAAGAAAGUUUGGACUCGAUGUGUGUGACAGCAAUGGCUAAGAAAUUUGACUGGGAUUUGAGGUUUGUAUUUUGGAAUGGAUUUUAACUCUAGCAUAUCAUAAUGUUAUGGUCAGUGUUUUAAGGUCUACAGAAUAAAUUCCCACUAUUUUGUUGACAUCAAAGUGAAAACAUUAUUGUCAGUAUUGCCACUGUACUGUCAUAUUUUAAAAAUUGAACUUUCCAGCUUUUGGUCUUAUCAUUUUCAGACACAAUCUAGUGCCAGUAAUCCAACAUCUACAACAGAUAUGUAUUGUUUUAUUACUGUGUUGCUCUUUUAAUGCUUAAACUAAUAACAAAAAUCAAUUGUAUGAGAUGUACUGAAUGUGGUUACAGGUGCACCAAUUGUGUGACACAAAUUUAUUUUAUGUCCACACUCAGUUAAUGGCAAAACAUUAACUACAAGAAGGAGCAUAUGUAGGGAUGCAGAUAUUUUAAAUUUAAUAUACCUGUAUAAAGACCACAAAUUACUUACUAAUAUGUAUGGCAAUAAUUUGGUCUAAGGAUGUUCUGUGAUGCAGUAUUUUAUUUAUUUCAGUAGUUUUAUCUAUUCUUUAUACCAUAGUUUAUUACUGAUCAGUACAAGAUGGUGGAAGUUUGUUAGCAAUGUAUACUGCUGGCAUAAGUAAUAAUUCUGUUCCUAGGAGGAAACUGUUAUUGAGAGAAGACUUAAUUUAUAUGUAGGCAACCAAAGUAUAUACUCAGAAUGUACUAUUAUCUUUCAUUUACAAUAUAUUCCAUGGUGAAAUGCAACUUUUUUUUUGUUAGUAAAAUUUUGUUAAUAUUUUAUAUCCUGAUACAAUUAUUUACCCUGGUCCAGAAACAUUGUUAUUACUUGUUACUAAUUUUCUGCAGUCCAAUUCAAAAUGGACACUUUCCAUAAACUAUUUAGGAUAGAACAACAAUAUACAUACUUAAAAAUAGAGAGAAGUUUUAUUCACUCAAGGUUUAAUGUUGAUGCUAUACAAUAAAUUAGAAACACUGACAUUCUGGUUAUAUUUUGUGAGGAAAGACUGUGUAGUCUGUGAUGCAGCCUAAAAUGGAAGAGAAUUUGUGAUAUGUGGUCUGUGGAUACUUAUUAUGAAUGUGCUGAGUUGCAUUCAAUAAACUGUGUGUUUGGUUCACUGUGCAGUGUUAAGGCAUGAGUGAUUUGCUCAGGACUGAAGUUGUUGCAGAUUAUGAUUGCUGGCAACACAAUUAAUAUACUUGAAUUAUUUAAAAUAAUGCUUGAUGUAGUAUCUACAACUAGCACUGUAUCAUAAAGAUUAAAUAAUGAAUAUUAAUAAAAUAAGUUAUGCAGUUGUUUA